AUGUGGAGCACAUUCCGCAAUCUAAAGAACAACAUCUCGGCGAUCGCGUCGGACGUCCUUGACACCGCGGAGGAGCUCGACCCUGGCCUGUUCGGCAGUGGGCCCGGCUCGCCGUCUCACCAAUCGUCUUCGGACUCCUACUCCGAAGGUUCCUCUGCUGACUCUACCCCGGAGAGGCACGGCAAAGCGGGUCCCGAGGGAGAGGAGGAAAGGUCGCAGGCGGGGGAGAGAGCGGGAGGGGUGGUGAGGUUAAGGGAGGAGAAGCAGAGACUGGAAGGGGAACUGAGGGUGGUGAGGGGCGAGAUGGAGAGAGAAAGGGAAGCUGCAAGGAAGCUGGCACAGCAGAUGACAGGCGGUCGAGAGGGGUGGGAGUCAGCUGUGCAGGAGUGCAGCAUUCUCAAAGCCGAGAGGCAGCAACUGUUCAACGACUUGGCAGAGGCACAUGAGAAGAUCAAAGUGGAGGCAGCAGCCCGGCAGCAGACAGAAGGGGCGCUGAGGCAGGUGGAGGCUCAACUGGCGCAGGCAGUAGCUGCUGCUGACGCCUCCAAAGCCACGUGGCAGGCCGAACUGCAGCAGCUCUCGCGCCAGCUCGCCGAGGCUCGGGCUGCCGAAGCUGGGGCUCAGCUUCGGGCCGCCUCUGCAGCUGCUCCGGCGGCUGCGGCCGCAGCUCAGUCAGAGGAGCUAUCCCAAGUAAAGGCGAAACUGCAGGCAGCAGAACAGGCCCUUUCCUCCCAGCACUCCUCCUUCCAGACCUCCCUCCAACAGCUAAGGGAAGAAUGUGACCGUCAGGUGAAAGCAGCAGAGGCCCAGGUGAAAACAGCAGAGGCCCAGGCGAAAGCAGCAGAGGGCCAGGCGAAAGCAGCAGAGGCGAGGAGGAAAGAAGCGGAGGAAGCAGCAGAGGCGAAGGCAACAGCUGCAGUAGUAGCAAUGGAAGAGCAAGCAGUGAGACGGAUAGCAGUGGCAGUGAGAGCGGCAGAGAGGGAGGCAGAGGAGAGGAGAGCAGAAGCAGAGAAGGAAGCGGAGGCGAGGAGAAGGGAGAUGGAGGAGGCAGCGGCGGCGCAGAGAGGGGAGUUAGAGGGGGUGCUGAGUGCGAUGAAGGGGGAAAGGGACAAGGCGAAGCGGGAACUGGCGAGGCUGAAACAGCACCUGCUGGAGCUGGAAAAUGCCGAGUCAGCCAAGGUGGAGCAUGAGACCGACCAAAUCAAAUCCCUCGAGGCGCAGCUACAGGACAAAUCCCGUGAACUGGCAGCUCUGCAGUCCGCACUAGCAGACGCACGUUCCGCCGCGGAAGCUGCCAGGAAAGAGGUGGAGAGCCGAGCGAAGGAGGUGGGGGAGGAGGGAGCGAGGAGGGAGAGGGAAAGGGAGGAGGCGGAGAGGGAGAGGCAGGUGCUUCGGGCCGAAAUUGAGGCUCGGGAUCAGGAGCUGAACAAUCUUCAGGCGGCCCUGGGGCAUUUCUGCGCCGAAGCUGAGGCUCAGAACCGGUUGGCAGCAGAGCUAGCGGCAGCACGGGACGACAACACCAAGCUGGCUGAGCAGCUGCAGUGCUUUCCUGCAGCCGGCAGCAGGGCAGCAGAGCUAGCGGCAGCACGGGACGACAACACCAAGCUGGCUGAGCAGUUGCAGGACCUCGCAAGCAGGAGGGCGGAGGAGGUAGAAGCAGCCGAGGCGAGAGCAGCAGAGGCAGAGAGGGGGAGAGCAGCAGCGGUGGUGGGGGAGCAGAGGGCGGGGAACGAGCUGUCUAAGGUCCGCCAGGCUCUGGAGCAGUGCAUGGUGCGGCUCAACAGAAUGUCUUCUGAUUCUGACUUCACUGUAGACAGGAGAAUCGUGAUCAAGCUUCUGGUGACUUACUUUCAGCGCAAGCACAGCAAGGAGGUGCUUGACCUCAUGGCUCGGAUCCUCGGAUUCUCAGAGGAGGACAAGCAGCGGGUGGGGUUGGCAGCAGCAGGCCACAUGGGGGUGGGAGGAGGAGGAGCAGGGGGUGUGAGGGGCGUGUUUGGGCUGCCUGGGAGGCUGGUGGGAGGGCUGUUUGGAGGGGGAGCGAGCGUGGGAGGAGUGGGGGGAAGCACUGGUGCCCUGGCGAGCAUUGCAGACGACAGCACGACCUUCACAGACCUCUGGAUUGACUUUCUCCUCAAGGAAUCCGAGUCACGGGAGCGUGGGGAGAUGCCCGCCGACCCCUCCCCGCCCCGCUUCCCCGGCUACCCUGCCUUUUCCGCCGCUCCGGGCAGCCCGCCGAAAUAUUUUCAGCCCGUGUCGCCCCGGGCGUCUGGAGGCGGUCUGGGCGGCGGGGCAGGCGGAUAUGUUUUGUCUCCAAAUGCGGGCAGGUGGAGAAGCAGCACGAGCCCCCAGAGAGAGUCCUCCCAGGCUGUAGCGCAGUAUGUGGCAUCUCCGGUUGUAGCAGCACCAGCACCGGCUGUAGCGGCUAUAUCCCCGGCUGUAGCGCUGGGGUUUUCUGCAGCGGGGUUGCAGCAGCAGGCAGGAGAGAGCUACAGCUACCGAAUGUCAGACCACAACCCAGUUGGGCUUGCAGGGACUGCAUCAGCAGCUGUAGCAGCGUCUGCUACAGCUGCUGCUGCUGCUGCUGCUGUGGGAGCAAGAGCAGGGGCAGAAGGAGGAGCAGCGGGAGCAGGAGUGAUAGGGGGCGGAGGAGGAGGAGGAGGGGAGCUGCCAUUUAUUGCAGCAGGGGCCCAGACCUAUAGGGAUCCGAUGCACAGCCUCCCAUCCCCUUACCUGCCUGGCAUCCCUGGUCUCGGCCCUGGCAUGGCCGGUACACAUGGAAUGGGUGGCACAGGUGGGAUUUCAGGUGCCGGCACAGGUGCUUCAGGUGGUUUCUCAGGUGGUCCAGUCACCACAGGGAUGAUGGGUGGGGGGUCAGCAGUGCCAGGGAUUUCAGGGGAGCUUUGGAGUGGGUCGGCAGGGGCAGGGGGAGGUAUAUCUGGGGCAGGUGGGAUUAUGGGCAGUGGACCAGGAGCCGUGGUGGGAAUGUCUUCAGGAAUAGGGUUACCACAGAGUGGAAGUGGUAAUGGCAUGUUACAGGGAUAUACACCGCCGAGCAUGCACAGGCAAGGGUCUGGUGGUAUGAGCAGUAGCAAUGCGCUGUUCAGUGCAAGUGGGGGAGGGAUGGUGGGGGUGGCUAUCGAUGUGGACUUAGAUGGUAAUGGUAACGCGUCAGAGUUUUCAUCUGUACCUUUAAAUAUGGGCCCAGGGCAGAAGGCCACUGCUGCGUUGUCGUCGCUGUCGGCUCGUAGUGGUCAAGUGGUGGUGAGUGCAGCUCGGAACCUGUUUGGGCAACAGGAGAGUGAGUCGGCGCUACAAUUGUAG
This is a messenger RNA of Closterium sp. Naga37s-1, 3321 nucleotides long. The record is from the annotation of a GenBank genome assembly. Lineage: Eukaryota; Viridiplantae; Streptophyta; Zygnematophyceae; Desmidiales; Closteriaceae.